AUGUUGGGUUCUGAGAACAACCUCACUACACAUUGUCCAAAACACAAACUGGAAGUUCAGGUUGAGAGAGUUCAAGAUAUUGCCUCAAUGUCCUUGUCCUCAGAAACCAUACCACCUGAGUUCAUCAGGCCAGAGAACGAACAACCGGGGACCACGACGUGCCACGGGCAGGAUCUCGAGGUCCCGGUGAUUGAUUUUGGAAUCAAAAAUGAGAAAAAACUUGUAGAAAUCAUUGCUGAUUCUAGUUCCAAAUGGGGUUUGUUCCAAAUUGUGAACCAUAACAUACCGAGUGAUGUUAUCAGCAAUUUACAGAAAGUUGGUAAGGAGUUCUUUGAGCUACCACAAGAAGAAAAAGAAGCCAUUGCUAAGCCUCCAGGCUCUAUGGAAGGCUAUGGAACCAAGCUACAAAAAGAAGAUCAAGGCAAGAAAGGUUGGGUUGAUCACUUGUUCCAUAGGAUUUGA
Molecule: messenger RNA, 462 nt
Organism: Ilex paraguariensis (yerba mate)
Lineage: Eukaryota; Viridiplantae; Streptophyta; Magnoliopsida; Aquifoliales; Aquifoliaceae
Source: the annotation of a GenBank genome assembly